Molecule: messenger RNA, 1875 nt
Organism: Microcebus murinus (gray mouse lemur)
Lineage: Eukaryota; Metazoa; Chordata; Mammalia; Primates; Cheirogaleidae
Source: RefSeq, a predicted model, not a curated record
AGAGAAGUGAAGUGGCGUGUGGGUGAGGGGUGAAGGGAGAGGCCCUCUGCGACCCGCUGCCUCCCGACUUCCCCUUCUUCCCGCAGAAGCAGCAGGACUUCGGCUGAGACAGCAGCAAGACGGCAGUGGCCCGUUUGCAGCCACUCAGCUACCCAGCCGUCUUUGUUUGGGAGGCUGCAUUGUACAGGGGGUGAGCACUGGACUUGGAGUCUGGAGCCCUGGGUUUGAGCCCCAGCCUGAUCACUGACCUGCUGUAGACCCCCAAGUAAACUCCUCUUGUGUGGUCCUCAGUUUCCCCACGGUCAACUGGAACCAUCUUGGUAGUCAGGCAGCAGCCAGUCCUCGGAGGAGACCCGGGCCCAGGGCAUGGGUCGCUGGGGCGCCCUUUGCCUCUGCCUGUGCCUGCUGACUUUUCAGGGCGUGACGGCAGAGUCGUCCCAGAUGCUUCUCCGCUGGAUGGAGAAGAUGGAGGAGCCGCCCAGGGGCCGCAGCGCCAUGCCCUCUCUCGCUCAGCAGGUCCACGUCCUGGAGCAGAUGCUGCUGAACGCCAGCCUGGGCGGCCCCAACCUGACCUUGCGGACGCGCUCCAUCCAGUCCCUGGCCUUCCAGCUGGGCUGCGACUUCGCGGGGCUCUCGCUGGGCAGCGCCGCCGCCGCUCUGAAGCCGCUUCCCCAGGCCGGGGGCCACCACGCCAUGCAGUUCCCCGCCGAGCUGACCCGGGACGCCUGCAGGACCCGCCCCAGGGAGCUGCGGCUCGUCUGCGUCUACUUCUUCACAGACACCUUUUUCAAGGAUGACGAGAACUCGUCUCUGCUCAAUGACUACGUCCUGGGGGCCCGGCUGAGCCACGGACGCGUGAGUGACCUGGCGGACCCGGUCAACAUCAGCUUCUGGCACAACCGAAGCCUGGAAGGCUACACGGUGACCUGCGUCUUCUGGAAGGAGGGAGCCAGCGAGCGCCGCUGGGGGGCCUGGAGCUCCGAGGGCUGUCGUACAGAGCAGCCCUCACCUUCCCAGGUGCUCUGCCACUGCAACCACCUCACCUACUUUGCGGUUCUCAUGCAGCUCUCCCAGGCCCCGGUCCCCGCGGCGCUGCUGUUGCCCCUCACCUACGUGUCCCUCGUGGGCUGCGGCGUCUCCAUCGCGGCCUCGCUGCUCACUGGCCUGCUGCACUUGGCUCCCGCGCUCCUGGUGCUGCGCUCCUCGCUGCCAGAGCUCGGCGUACGGGCCUACUCCGUCUCAGCAGUGGGCCAACGGCACGGCCUUCCGGAACACGUCCAAAUGGCGGGGGCUGAGCCGGGGGACGCGGCCAGGUGGAGGCGGUCAGAGGCCCGAGUGACUCAGUCUCCCCCGCGGCCUCAGAGCCACAGCAAGCCUGUCCCCCUCCCCCGCAGAUGCUGGGUGCGGAGCCGGCUGGUGCACAGCGUCCUGGUCAUGGGCUAUGGCGGCCUCACGUCCCUGUUCAACCUGGCGGUGCUGGCCUGGGCGCUGCAGGCCCUGCGCAGGCUGCGGGCGCGGGUGGUGGUGCGGGGCGCGCGGGCCUGCCGGGACACCGUCACCGUGCUGGGCCUCACCGUGCUGCUGGGCACCACCUGGGCCUUGGCCUUCUUCUCCUUCGGCGUCUUCCUGCUGCCCCAGCUGUUCCUCUUCACCACCUUCAACUCGCUCUACGGCUUCUUCCUCUUCCUGUGGGUCUGCUGGCAGAGGCGCCGGGCGGAGGCGGAGGCCCGGGCCGAGAUGGAGGCCGGCAGCUCCUCCCAGGCGACGCCAUAGCCGGGCCCCUGGCCUGGAGCCGCAGCCUCCCCGCUGCCUGCACACCAAGGCCCCGGCCCCCACCAGAGGGGGCGGCAGGUGGCAGGCCUGCCUCUGGACCCC